Molecule: messenger RNA, 6926 nt
Organism: Heterocephalus glaber (naked mole-rat)
Lineage: Eukaryota; Metazoa; Chordata; Mammalia; Rodentia; Bathyergidae
Source: RefSeq, a predicted model, not a curated record
GCGCCAAGGCCCGAGGGUUGAACGGCGCUCAGGCGCAGGCGCGGCACUGGGCGGGAUCCGGGCGGCGAAGAACGCCGCGAGCCCAGAAGUACAAUGUCUCAGGAAGGCAAUUAUGGGAGAUGGACAAUAUCCAGUAGUGAGGAGAGUGAGGAUGAAAAGCCCGAACCAGACAAGCCCUCUACCUCUUCCGUCCCCUGUGCUGGGCAGGGAGCAGUGAAGGAGCUGAGCUAUACCUGCUCCGAGGCUCGUAAGGCUGCACACAGGAGGCAGAUCUCACCAGUGAAAUUCAGCAACGCAGAUUCGGUUUCACCUGCCAAAAAGCAGAGAAGUAGUUCCCAGGAAGACCUCGGCUGGUGUCUCUCCAGCAGUGAUGAUGAGCGCGAACCAGAAACGCAGCAAAAGCAGGCUGAGCACGUGGUGGUCAAAGAGGAAAAAGAUAUCCCCUCUCCCAAAGAUGGUGCUCCUCAAAGAACUGGAAAUCAUGGCCCCCCUGCCAGCCAUAGGCUAAAAGAGGAGGAAGAUGAUUAUGAGACGUCAGGAGAAGGCCAGGACAUUUGGGACAUGUUGGAUAAAGGAAACCCCUUCCAAUUCUACCUCACUAGAGUCUCAGGAAUUAAGCCGAAAUAUAACUCCAAAGCCCUCCAUAUCAAAGAUAUUUUAUCUCCUCUAUUUGGGACACUUGUUUCCUCAGCUCAGUUUAACUACUGCUUUGACGUGGACUGGCUUGUAAAACAGUAUCCACCAGAAUUCAGAAAGAAACCAAUCCUGCUUGUACAUGGCGAUAAACGAGAAGCUAAGGCCCAUUUGCAUGCCCAGGCAAAGCCUUAUGCCAACAUUUCCCUGUGCCAGGCGAAGUUGGAUAUUGCAUUUGGAACACACCACACUAAAAUGAUGUUACUACUGUAUGAAGAAGGCCUCCGGGUCGUCAUCCACACCUCCAACAUCAUCCGUGAAGACUGGCACCAGAAAACCCAAGGAAUAUGGUUGAGCCCCUUGUAUCCUCGAAUUGACCAUGGAACUCAGGGAUCUGGAGAAUCAAAAACACAUUUUAAAGCUGAUCUCAUCAGUUACUUGACGGCUUAUAAUGCUCCUCCUCUCCAGGAAUGGAUAGAUACCAUCCAGGAGCAUGAUCUCUCUGAAACAAAUGUUUACCUUAUUGGCUCAACCCCUGGACGUUUUCAAGGAAGUCAAAAAGAUAACUGGGGACAUUUUAGGCUUAGAAAGAUCUACCCUUCUGUGGAAAAUGUGCGGACCAGCUUAGAAGGAUAUCCAGCUGGGGGCUCUCUUCCCUAUAGUAUCCAGACAGCUGAGAAACAGAAUUGGCUACAUUCCUACUUUCACAAGUGGUCGGCUGAUACGUCUGGCCGCAGCAAUGCCAUGCCGCACAUCAAGACUUACAUGAGGCUCUCUCCAAACUCCAGCAGAAUCGCCUGGUUCCUUGUCACAAGUGCAAACCUGUCCAAGGCCGCAUGGGGAGUGCUGGAGAAGAACGGCACCCAGCUGAUGAUCCGUUCCUACGAGCUCGGGGUCCUUUUCCUCCCUUCAGCAUUUGGCCUGGCCAGCUUCAAGGUGAAGCAGAAAUUCUCCUCUGGCAGCCAGGAGCUUGCACCUCCCUUCCCUGUGCCAUACGACCUGCCUCCGGAACUAUACGGAAGUAAAGACCGGCCAUGGAUUUGGAACAUUCCUUAUGUCAAAGCACCAGAUAGACACGGGAAUAUGUGGGUGCCCUCCUGAGAAUCCUAAAGCCCUGUGAAAUUGGAGCGUAAGAUGUUGCUGAGCCUCAGACCCUAAAUGUUCUUGUUUGUACUCAGUAUUCACUUUCCUUAAAGUCUUACUUGCACCUCUAUAAAACUCUGCAAAGGUUGCUUUUGUGAACACGGGUGUUAGACUUUUAAUGGUCAUUACUGACAUUCCUACUUUAUUUUGGACCAGGAAUUUAGCUCAGUGGUUCCACUACUUGCCUCACAAGCGCAAGGUCCUGAGUUCGAUCCCCGGUACCAAAAACAAACAAAAAAGGUGCUAUUUUCUUAACUCACUUUUAUAUGCUUUGGGAAGAAAGCAAUUAAACUUCACGAUGUUAAAAAAAAAAAGUGUACAUAUAUAGAUGUGAAAUUAUUCUCCUGGGAAUGUAGACUUUCAUGAUGGUGUCAGCUGUUCUGAAUUGAAGCUUGACUUUGCACUUGGUACUUCCUCUCUGUCUCCGGAGGUGCCCUUCAUCCAAACAGGAGCUUUUCAGAGAAAGAGUUCGAUCCUUUGCUCUCUCACUCCUGCCUCUCUUUGCUUUCUGAGUGUGCCUUUUGGGAGUGGCAGAACCUGAAUCUGCAGAUGUUCCUGGGAUCCAUGGCUGAGGCUGGUGAGCAGCUCCAGCCCUUGGUGGAGUCUGGCUGGGGGUGUCGGGGUGACACAGGAGGCUGGGGAGACAGGGCUGCAGGGGCUCCUCUCACCUUCCAGCAGAGAAGCUCCACUUCACAUGUUGGGAUUCCAUCAAGGAUAUUAUUUGGGAUAUUUUUCUGCUUUAAAAAAAAAAAAAAACAUGAAAGCCACAGAAUUAGUUAAACCACUGCAUUUCAUGGGUAAGAAAACUAAAGCUUGUCUGGCCCUAGCCUCUGUGUAGGUGCCAGUGUCACACGCUCAUCACAUGAGCCGACUGUAGUGAGGAACCUGGACGGUCCCCCGUGCUGGCAGUUGAUGCCACUGUCAUGGUGGGGCCAGCCCCAAGCAGACGUCCCACGGUCAGCUGGGUGAAGACCCUGAGGUUUGAUGCUCCCAUCCUUGAGGGGUCGGGGACGUGGUGGUGGCGGCACCAGGUUCCGAGCAGCACUCAGCGAGCCCCUCCAUCAUCAGGGGCACCUCGGAAAUGGCUGCUAGUGGUCAGUCUGCCCUGGAGCAGGACCGAGCCAGUCAGCACGAUGGCAGUCAUGCCUGUGAGGGGCACUAUGGGUUUGCUGCUCAUCUGUCUGUACUUGCCACAGAUCCGCUCCCCAGCCCACUCCUCUAGACUCUCCGGGGCCGUGGAGGCCACCUAGACAGAGGUUGUGCAGAGCAGGCUGGGCACAACCCAAGGUCACACUGGGCAAUCCGUGUCACUUUGCCCCUGGUGGGGGUCAGCAGUGCGGUGCCCCCUGCCCAUGAGCAUGGGUUCACAGGAGGCAGGGCCAAGCCAGGCCGGCAAGGUAGGGCCAGCGGCAUGCAUUUCCUCAACAUCGUUACUAGGACUCAGGGGAAAUGGUGCCCCAAGAAUAUCAAGAACUUGUGGUAUGCAAAUAAAUAAAUAAUCAAGAACAUGUGGUAUGCAAAAAGUAAGCAUUUCUGCCCACGUGGUCCUUUUUUCAAUGGGACUGCUAAAUUAUCCAGAGUGGUAUUAAAAGAAAAAAGCACCAUCAAACCUGCACAUUCAUUUUUUUGAAGAAAUUGUGGUUCAGUUCUUCUCAGAUUGGGGUUCAGUAGUUACUCCUUCCCACUUGAAGCAUGCUCCCCUCCUUUCUAUCCAUGGGAAGCAGGAUGGCCCCUUCUGUCCCUUUUUCCCAUCUCCUGGCACCCUCUGUGGACUCACAGAAACAUUGUCCAGUGGCUUUAUACACCGAUGAGAACAAACUACCAUGAGUCAACCUUUAGCGUCUUUGUAAACCGCCAACAAAGGAGACUGAGAAAGAUGCCUUGCUUGGGCUGGCUGGUUCUCUCUCUCUCUCUCUCCGCCCCCCCAUCUCUCUCCUUUCUCUUCUCUCCUCCCCGCCACUAAAUUGCCCAGCUCGAUCUCAAACCCUAGAAUCCUCCCACCUCUGCUUCCUGAGUAGCUGGGAUUAAAGGUGGGUGCCACCAUGCCCACCUAUAGGAGAGUUUUUCUACAUGUGGCCAAAAGGAACCACUGCCUUUUUUUUUUUUUCCAUAAAAAGGUGUACAGUAUCUUGCUCUUUUUCAGUCUUACCUAACAUCCUUUUGUGGAAAAAGACGUGUAGCCUGAAUGAGGUUUUCACAGGAGAUAAUGAAUUCCAGCAGAAUGUGCUGAGGGCUUGAGCGUCACAGAGACCUAAAAAGUGUGAAGGCAGAGAAGUGGCAAAUCUGACACCUGGCAACCUGAAGGGAUUUGCCUGCCAUUCUGUCCCCCACUGCUCAUGAGUUGUCACAGGAAGGGAGGAACAGUCUGCUACCAGCCUCUUGGGGGGAGGGUGGGAGAUUGGAUUUUUAAAUUAUUUAUCAACUUAUCUGGGAAAAGCUACCUGUUUUUAACCUUAGUGUAAUAUAAAUCACCCUUGACGUUCACUGGUUUGGGAGGUUGUAUUUUUUUCACGAUAGUUAAAUCAUGUUUUCUGAGUUCUUCCUAUAUUUCAAUUCCUAUGCUUUUAACUUAAUCUUCAUAUUGCCUUUUGAGGAAUGCACCAUUGUUAGCCCCAUUUUACAGAUGAGGAAACUAAGAUUCAAGGGAGUUAAAUCACAGAAGGUCCCUCAUCAAACAGUGGAACCAAGACUCUGCUGCCUCAGAAGUGUGUGCAUUCCUGCAACCACACCACACCGCACAGCACUGGAAUAACGGGAUAUCCACAUGGAGAAAAUGAACCUCAACUCUGUUCUCACACCAUACAGAAACAAACUUUAAAAUGGACCAAAGACCCAAAUAUGAAAUCUGGGAGGAAGAGGACUGUGGUGGAUUAUGGUCAACUUGGAACACCCAGCUGAACUGAAUCAAUGUGGUCUGGGCAUUGAAGACCCAGCUGAGGAUUGUUGCCAGUGGCAUAAAAAGAGAGCUGGAGGGGAAGAUCGUGGGCUGUUGAUUUUCUAGGAGAAGCUUGCUGCAGUUGGUUUUCCUAAUGUGAAUUUGGCUGUUCUCAUCGGAGGAGGCGUUUGGGGCCUGUCACUGGGAAGGGUUGCUGUUCUUGUCAGGGCAGCUCUGAUCUUCACUGUGAUCAUCACUUCCUUGCUCCAGUGCAGAUCCCUCAGCCUGGUGGCACAGGUUUUCUGGCUUCCACCACUGGCCUUUGGGCCUUCCCGGUGCAGAUCCUCAAUACAGACAAGCAUGAGACAUUGCAAUGGGCUCUAGGCCACUGGAUGGACUUGUGUGGGACAUUGCCUUGGACUCUAGGCCCUCAGCUGGAUUUGUGUGGGACACUGCCGUGGAAUCCAGGACGUUGGCUGGAUUCUUUGGGUCUCUAGUGUGCAGUUAGAUCUCUUACACUCCUCUGCAUUUGACUUUUUGGGUGACUAUUAAAAAAUAAUCCUAUAAACUGUGUGUCCUGUAUUAAAUCUAUUUCCCUUGAAAACCCUGACUACACUAAGGACAGAAGUAAGGAAGUAUGGGGAGGGAGGUAACGAUUUCUUAGUAUACAAAGGCCACCAAACAUGGAAGAUUAAUAUAUUGGCCUUCACCAAAAUUAAAAACUUCUGUCAGGAAAUAGAUUUAAGAAAAUAGUCAAGCCAGAGGUAGAAAGUCAUUUUAAGAUAUAUUUCUGAAGAAGUAGUAUCCUAGACACAUAAAGAAUCCUCAAAACUCAGUAAUAGACACCAGAUUUUUAAAUGAGUAAAAUAUUUCAACAGAAAUAUUAGAAAGAUAUACAAAUGGCCAAUAAGCAUAUCAGGGAAAUGCAAAUUAAAACCACAAUGAGAUAAUCUAUAUAUUCACCAAAAUACACUAUUUAGCAUUAAAAUGAGUGAUACAGAGGGUUACAGAAACUGGAACUAUUAUACAUUAAUGCUUAGUCCAGAUAUUCUAAAAAAAUGUCAGGCAGUUUCUUCAGAAACUAAGUACAUACCUAUCCUAUGAGCCAGCAAUUCCACUUGCAGGUAUUUAUCCAAGAGAUAAGAAACACAUCCACAAUUGUACAAGAAUGUUCCUAACCAUUUUAUUUAUGAUAACCAAAAUUUCUAACACUCAUUAGUUUCUAUCAGUAGGACAGUGAAUAAAACGAUGGCAUAUCCAAUGAAAAAUUAGCAAUAAAAACAAAUUACUAAGACAUAUAGCAUAAACUUCAAAAGCAAUGCUUUACACAAAGAAGAUUGCAUGUUUCUGUCAUUAUUUUGGAGACUUAAAACAGGCAAAACUGAAUUCUAUAAAGGGAAAAGUAUUUGAGAGAAAAACUCGUAACAGUGAUUUCUUCUGGGGGUACAUGGGUGGGGAUUUACUGGGAAGAGACUUGCAGAAAUUCUGAUCUGUUAGUGGUAUUUGGUUGGUAAGUUGGCUAAAUUAGUGUUUGGCUUCCAAGAUGUACACAUUUAUCAGAACUGAGCUAAUGGUAGGUAUACUGAAAAUGUGUGCAUUUCAUUAUAUGCAAUAAUGUAAUGAUUUUACUGAAAAAGAAAAAAUCCAUAAAUAGUGAACUUUAGAUAAUGUUAGAAGUACUGGGGAUGGGAGUGAAAGUGUCAGUAUCUACAAAUUUAUUUUUUGUUUGUUUCUGAACUGCAGGUUGGAACCAGGGUUUCAUACAUGCUUGGCAAGAACUCUACCAUUGAGCUACAUCCCCUUUCUAAAUUCUGAGACAAGGCCUUGCUAAACUGCCCAGGCCGCCUUCAAAUUUGUAGUCCAGUUUUGAAGGCACACACUCGUAAUCCAGCUCUCUAGGAGGCUGAGGCAGGAUGAAAGCAAAUUCAAGCCCAGCAUGGGUAUUUUAACUCUUAGUGUGACUCUGUCUCAAAAUUUUAAAAAAGCAAAGAUCUGGGGAUGUAGCUCCAUGUGCUGGUUUUAGGUUCAAUCUCCAAUUUGGAGGGGGCGGGGAGGCUACUGCCUGAACCCCCAGAGUAGCCGGGACAGAUGUCUACAACUUGUUGAAAUGCAUGUGUUGAUGGAUGAAAAAAGGGACAGAUAGAUAUUAAGUACAGAACAGUGCAGUGUUAAUUGUAGAGUCAAGGUGGUGGGUAUUCAGGUGUCACUGUAAAAUUUGUCUAACUUUUUGAUAUGUUUGAAUUUUUUCAUAAUAAAAUAUGACAAAAUAAUUGCA